UCGCUAAAUGAACUCAAGUUACGACACGGCUGUGUUUGCUCCAGUUGCAAACAUCUCGGCAACGCGUUGCACGGACCUCACGCGAAAUCCCCGCUUGCAGGCAGCAAUGUAAAUCCGGCGUUAUUUUAAGUGGCAGUUUGCUGGAAAUCCCCCACCUAGUGGCUUUAGCUCCGCCCCCCUGCAGUCCAGUGCAGCCACACGCGCGCACACGGGGCAUUAACACAGUCCAUCGACGCGUGCAAAAAAAAAAAAAAAAAACAACAACAACAACAACCCAGCGCACAAUCCUCGCUAACCAUGGCCCUCCGUAGGACCACUGUAACAAACCAAAUGGAUUACAGCCGGGAGCCCAAAGAAGGGAAGCCGUCGACGGACGAGCGCCUCGACAGCGGCGUGGACUCCCUGAAAGAGGAGGACUACCAGGCUGUGGCGGAGGACAUCUUUCAUCUGCAGCUCGACUGCGGGCUGGCGUCGCAGCGCAAACAACUCGCAGCUUCAGCUAGCGAGGUGCCGCCAUGGAACACGCAAGUCACCGAGGACGGAGACACGCUACUCCACCUGGCUAUUAUCCACGAAGCGAAGGACUACAUCAGAAAAAUGAUCGAGCUAUCCAAGAACACAGACUUCCUCGAUGUCCAAAAUGACCAGCGACAGACUCCUCUCCAUUUAGCAGUCAUAACAAACCAGUCGGACGUGUGCCAGCGACUCCUGGCCGAUGGCUGCGAUCCCACAUUGGUGGACGACAGCGGGGACAUGCCCAUCCAUAUCGUCUGUCGCCACGGCAACCUGCUGUGCUUCAGCGUCCUCACCCAGUUUUGUCGUCCUGAGCAUCUGCAAACAAUGAUGGCGGCGUGCAACUACCAAGGUCAGAACUGCCUCCACUUGGCCUCGGUUCACGGUUUCCUCUCGCUGGUGGAGAAUCUUGUGGAUCUGGGAGCUGAUGUUAACUCAAAGGAGCAGCGCAAUGGCCGCAGCGGGCUACACCUGGCCGUUGACCAGCAGAACCUGUCGUUGGUCAGAUUGUUGGUGAAAAAAGGAGCGGACCCCAAUCUCCUGACUUUUGGAGGCCACACCCCCUUCCACCUCACCUACGGUCGCGGCGACGACGACAUAAAAAAGGAACUGUAUUCAUUGACCCAUCCCGACUUGAGGGAGCUCCCCGACAGCGAAUCGGACGACAGCGAGGACGAGGAGGACGGAGAGUCAGACGAGGAGGUGGGUUAUGAUGACAUCCAGUGGAACGGCCACUAGCGGCAAGAGAUGAAAUGUGACCCAGAGGAUGAAGUUAGGAGAAAAGGCCUCGGCGUGUCCGCCACUAGCCUCAUAGUGCGGCUGAAGCCGUACAGACAUGGUGGUGGUCUUGUGACACAAACAGAGACGCUAACAGGCAGCUGUAGGAGCUUAUCACACGGACUGGCAGCCGAUUGAACCAGCAGCGCCGCAGGAGCGAACGGGAACGCACCUUGCGAGCAUGCGGCUUGCUUCUUAUUGCUACCAAUCAUUCACAAAUUCAUCCAUCCACACAAAGCGGCUCUCUUGUAUGAUAUUGUAAAUGCUGUGUAUACAAAGAUGUAUUUUCUAUGGAAGCUGUGACUCUGUACAGUAGAACAGGUUGUAAAUGUUUGACAGCGACACUCCAUUUAAAUUAAACACCCAUAUUUAACAAUGAAAA
This is a messenger RNA of Phycodurus eques (leafy seadragon), 1672 nucleotides long. It is a transcript of the gene nfkbiab, whose product is annotated as nuclear factor of kappa light polypeptide gene enhancer in B-cells inhibitor, alpha b. The coding region runs from base 298 to 1251 and encodes 317 amino acids. NCBI's taxonomy places the organism in Eukaryota, Metazoa, Chordata, Actinopteri, Syngnathiformes, Syngnathidae. Gene Ontology annotation, molecular function: protein binding. The transcript has 6 exons. The record is from RefSeq and is a predicted model, not a curated record.